Molecule: messenger RNA, 2224 nt
Organism: Gigantopelta aegis
Lineage: Eukaryota; Metazoa; Mollusca; Gastropoda; Neomphalida; Peltospiridae
Product: serum paraoxonase/arylesterase 2-like
Exons: 10
Coding region: 167-1279 (370 amino acids)
Molecular function (GO): arylesterase activity
Source: RefSeq, a predicted model, not a curated record
GUAGUACACUGGCUGUGACAAAAAAUAGCCCAAUGGGCUGACUGACCGGGAUCAAUCCAAGACUGACUACGCAUCAAGUGAGCGCUUUACCACAGGGCUAUGUCUCGCGUCUUAUUGUUUGGAAAACUACAACCGAAAGGGGCAGCUGAAGCCAGUUUGAUCAGCAAUGAUUGGUAAAGUUAUCUUCAUCAGUGUGUUGGUUCUUGUGCUGCAGCAUAUCUUCACUGUCGUGCAUUUCUUUGGUGUCUUGACGACUGUGUACACCCAUUACCCUGGGGAGUGCAGACAGAUACCUGGUAUCGAUAUUGGUGCCGAAGACUUCCACACACUUAAGAAUGGGUUGACCUUUAUAACUACGGGAUUCCGUUUCCAAGAGCACUCAGCCGAGGCGGAGAAGUAUUUCAAGGAGGCGAACCGGAAAGGCCGGAUGUAUUUGUUCGACUUCAACCACCCCGAGAAGAACGUGGUGGAGCUGAUACUGACAUCGACGAAAGUCUUCAACCGAGAAACUUUCAGCCCUCACGGACUGUCUGCCUGGGAAGAUAAAAAAACAAAACGGGUCUUUCUCUUUGUUGUGAGUCAUCGACAUGGCCAAGGCGACAGUAUUGAGAAGUUCCUGUACGUGGCUGACAAACAGAGACUCCACCAUGUGAAGACAUACGAAGGAAGUGAUUCAUUCAAAUUCCUGAAUGAUGUUGCGGCGACUGGCGAGAACAGUUUUUAUUUCACAAACUACCUGUGCUGGACAUCGCGCCCACUAAUGAUGGUUCAGUAUUUUUUCUUGAUUCGCUGUUCCGAUGUCGUGUACUACGAUGGGUCGACCUACCAAAGUGUUUCUGGCCGACUGGGCGGUGCAAAUGGAAUUUCUUUAUCUAACGAUGGAAAAUUUGUUUAUGUGUCUGCCGUCUUUGAGAAAGAAAUCAAAGUUUACAAGAGGGAGACCAAUGGUGCACUAACUUUGGCACAGUCUUGGUCAUUUGGUACUGCUGUUGACAACAUGGCGGUUCACCCGGAAACGGGGGACGUGUAUUGUGCGGCACAUCCAAUCCCGUACAAAUUCCUGGAACAUGACGACAAUCCCCGCGUGAAGAGAUCGCCAUCUCAGGUUCUACAGCUGAAGGUAAAGGGAGACAAUCUAACGUCAGUUCAGGAGUUGUUCGUGGACGCGACGGGAGACUUGAUAUCGGGAUCAUCCACGGCUCUCGUCUACAAGAACAAAUUGCUCAUCGGCUCCGUGCUGCACAAACUCGUUCUCUGUGACGUCAAUAUUCCUUUGUAAUUUCCUCCAAUAAAAUAGAACCUUUUUUUUAUUUUAUUAAAUAACAUAAUUAUGACCUGACAAUUAAACUGACUAAUGAAAAUGACCCCAAAUCAGGUAAUUGGUGGGGAGAGGAUUUUUAUAAUUUGAAACAAUGAAAAAUUUGGUAGUUAUUAGACAUUUUGAAAAAUCCUGCAUCAGCCCUUGAACACAAGUGUAUGCUCAUACAUGUUUAUAUUGAUAUCUUGAUAUGGUUUGAUAAUGCACAUGUCCGUAGAUAACUGGCUCCAUGACGUAGUACUGUUAGAUUUACAUACUCAAUCAUUGGUGUAUUUAUUUUAUUCUUUUAGAUGUCUUCACUAGUCAUAUAAUACAUAUUUUUGUAGUGUUUUUUUUUUUUUAAUUAUGUUACAUUAUACAAUUUUAAUACCUUGGAAUAGUCGAGAUAAUUUUAAACUCUAGAUAACAAACAUAAAUAUUUUUAUGCUUUAUAAAAAAGUAGAGGAGCUGAAAUGUGUAUUGAAACUGAUAGAACUGUACUCGCUGACCAUGACACUUUAAUAUUACUCAAAUUAUAAGAGAUGGAAUUUAUUUUAUUUAUGUUGUGCUAGCACUAUAUAAGUAUGAAUAAUAAUGAAAAUUAGAAACAAAUUUUCUAAUUUAUUAAAAAUUUUACAUUUGGUAGAUCACUUAUCUUACAUUUUUACCAUGACAGUUUAAUAUUGCUCAAAUUACAAGAGGCUAUAUCUUUCUUUUUAAAAAAAAAAAAUGUUGGGGGGGGUGGGGGUAAGGAUCUUGGUUGCCUGAGGUGCUUGGGUUGGAGGAUCGAACCUCCUUGGUGGAUCUAUUCUGUGAUUUGUUUCCCCCCCAUCUCAAGUGCCCUACGACUGGUGUAUUAAACACUUUGGUAUGUGCUGUCCUGUUGAAAUGUCAGGGUCGUACCCUCCGGGGGGCAGGGGAGGCAGU